Gadus macrocephalus (Pacific cod) is the source of this 3057-nucleotide messenger RNA. It is a transcript of the gene tubd1, whose product is annotated as tubulin, delta 1. Lineage: Eukaryota; Metazoa; Chordata; Actinopteri; Gadiformes; Gadidae. Gene Ontology annotation, molecular function: GTP binding; structural constituent of cytoskeleton. The record is from RefSeq and is a predicted model, not a curated record. The transcript has 8 exons. Gene Ontology annotation, cellular component: microtubule; cytoplasm. Gene Ontology annotation, biological process: mitotic cell cycle; microtubule cytoskeleton organization. Bases 386 to 1729 code for a protein of 447 amino acids.
GGGGCGGUGACCUGGGGAUGAGAGCUGAGGGAGUAUGCUUGUGUUCAUGUACUGUUGCAUGCGUCUCUGAAAGUUGACAGAUACUAGGGCUUUACUCCAUGAUCUGCUCGUUAUGUUAAGCAUAACGAUGAAUUGAUCUACGAUCCUUGACUGAAAAUUUUGAUAAAAACCAAUAGGAUAUGUUUUGCCUUUAAUUGGGCGGUCCGUUCAGUAGAACCGGAUCUUGCAUCCAUGCUCUCGAGACAACGCAUGCAGGAAGUGCCCGUGAAGCGCACCAGUUUCAAAAUACAAAUUCGGCGUCUGUAUCAGUCAUUUCAUUUAUGUGACACUAACGAACAGCAGUGGCGUAAACCAAGGUGUGUUGGGCUGGUCACCUCUUGGCAAGAUGUCCAUCGUAACAGUACAGCUCGGACAGUGCGGUAACCAAGUGGGCCAGGAGCUGUUUGAUGUGAUCUGUAAGGACGCCCGCGACGGACAGAAGAGGGGUUACAGCGACGCCAGCACUGCGCGCUUCUUCCACGAGACGACCACCGGCGACUUAACCUCAAGGGCUGUGCUCAUUGACAUGGAGCCUAAAGUGAUCAACCACAGUAUGAGCAAGGCAGCCAAGUCGGGCAGGUGGAGAUAUGGGGAAAAAUCCCAUUUUAGCCAGAAACAGGGUUCUGGCAACAACUGGGCAAACGGUUACUGUGUCCACGGUCCACGGCACAGAGAGGCUAUGGAAGACCUGGUGAGGCGGGAGGUGGAGCGCUGUGAUAGGUUGGCCGGAGUUGUGACUAUGAUGAGCGUGGCGGGAGGCACGGGGUCCGGGGUCGGCACAUAUGUCACGCAGUGUCUCCGAGAAGUCUACCCCAACUCCUUCAUCCUCAACCACCUCACCUGGCCUUAUGACAGCGGGGAGGUCAUCGUGCAAAACUACAACUCGGUGCUGACGCUGUCUCACCUCUACGGGCUGUCGGACGCCAUCCUGGUGCACGAGAACGACACCGUGCACCGCAUCUGCGCUCAGCUGCUCAACAUCAAGCACAUAUCCUUCGGGGACGUCAACAGGGUCAUCGCCCACCAGCUGGCCAGUGUGCUGCAGCCCGCCCUGACCACUGACUCGUACGGCGACUACAGCAGAAACCCCCUGGGUGAGCUGGUGAGCAGUCUGGCUUGCCACCCGGAGUACAAGCUCCUGAGUGUGUGCGGCAUCCCGCAGGUGGCCAGCUCCUCCAUGGCCUACAGUGUGUUCAGCUGGCCAGGCCUCCUCAAGCACCUCCGGCAGAUGCUCAUCUCUAACACCAAGAUGGAGGAAGGCAUAGACUGGCAGGUGCGGGCCCCUCCGGUCCACUGUGGUGGUGCUGAGUGGGCUCACAGCUUUAGAACGACUGGUUUCAACAGGUCUCUGGCCAAUCUGCUCAUAUUGAGGGGGAAAGAUGUCUUCAGUGCAGAAGCUGAUGGAUUUCAGGAUGCAGCGCUCUACACCUCAUGGCUUCCACCCAGAGAGGCUUUCAGUAUGUGGAAAUCCCCCGUUUCCUUCAAUCAGUACGAGAAGUCUGCUACGCUAGUCAGCAACAGCCAAACUCUGCUGAAACCUCUUGAUAACAUGGUGCGAAAGGCCUGGAACAUGUUUGCUUCAAGGGCAUACAUCCAUCAAUACACCAAGUUUGGGAUUGCAGAGGAAGACUUUCUAGACAGCUUUACAUCUCUAGAGCAAGUAAUAUCUAGUUACACGCAACUGUGCUAGCCUUGGACUCUCAAAGCCAGUUACCGGGCUGUCUCUGGUAAUAGUUGUCUCCUUUGACAGUUGCGUGCAUCCAAAACUAAGAACUGUGAACUUAGUAACAGAUUGUAUUUAGGAAUGACAUUUUUCAUGAAUUGUUUUUAUUUAAUUGUGAUGGAUUGACAAGUAAACAUUUAAUGUUACUCAAGAGUGCUGUAUUUUAACAGCCCUUUCAAAAUGCUGGUUGUUAUCAACAUCCAAUAAAUCAAACAUAACUUUUCUGUACUACUUCAAUAAGGUACAAUAUCAAGCCAACUCCUAAAGUGGACUUGUAAAGGCCCAUCCAAAACAAAUGGAUCAAUCUAGAGUCAAAUCAACACAGCAUCUGUGGACAAAGCCGUUGGCCCAGAACUUCAGCCAGCUUACAGACCGUUGUUGCCGUGACAAUAGAGCAGCCAACACCAGUCUGAUAAGCUAGCUGACGGGACGGGAGAGAGCAAGGCGCCACUGGGAAAGUGGAGGAGUCAUGUCCGUACAGGACAGACAUUGGUGAUUUAGUCAACAAAGUAAAAGUACAGAAAUAUAGUUGGGUUGCCUUUUGAAGGCAAAAGGUCAAAGCAUAUUUACUACUCAACACUAGAUGUGGCAGUUAACGCAUUAUUAUUAAUGGUAGUUUAACAUUGUAAGACUGCUUGCAUACUAAUCCAAGGUAGUGAAUUUGUACCUACCUUUCAGGUGCCUUCAUCUGAGGAUUUUACACAAGUUAAAUGAAAUCUUAACCAGCAAGCAGCUUACGAGGGGAAAUACGUACCAGUUGACUUACCGUUUAUUGACGUCCAUCAGGGAUUAAAAAAUACAAUAAAAAUCUAUUACAAAAAACUCAGACAUGGAAACCAGGGCAAUGAUUAAGACAUUUUAUAUAUGCUUUGAUCAAGGUUCAAUCUAAAUGUACAGAACAAAUGGAACAAGUAAGCAAAGAGAACAAUGUUACUUUACAAAUGAUAUCACCUAUUCCUUGUUAUGUUUUGAGUUCCGUUAUAUCCAGAAAGACCAUGAGAAUAGAAAUCCAUGUGCACGUACCCCCCAAAAAAGAUAUUAAGUUAUUUACAGGAUGUGCAAGCCAUCAAUACUACAUAGUUCUGACUCGAUAUUGCUUCGUUUUUUUUUACCAUUUCUAAAUAUAUACGACAGAUCCCAUAAACAAAACAAAUGCUUUGUCAUGUUACAGAGAACAUAAGGUUAAAAUUAAACCUUGAACAAAUGAAAAAAAUAUAAUAAACGCUUAACCUUAUUCAAAUCAUCAGCACAUUGUAUCCACGGAUCAAGCUUCAAAAGACUGUCCAUACCUUGCA